This is a messenger RNA of Morchella sextelata, 891 nucleotides long. RefSeq lists its product as uncharacterized. The record is from RefSeq and is a predicted model, not a curated record. The coding region runs from base 1 to 891 and encodes 296 amino acids. The transcript has a single exon. NCBI's taxonomy places the organism in Eukaryota, Fungi, Ascomycota, Pezizomycetes, Pezizales, Morchellaceae.
AUGUCCACCUCCACAACCUCCGCCUUCCAAGCCUCCCUCCUCCCCCUCAGCGCCGUCCAACUCGGCCGCCUAAUCCUCAACAUCAAAGCCCCGCACGAAGACUACGUCGACCCGCCCGCCCCCACUCCCCCGGAAGUCAUAAAAAACCCGCAACGCAACUUUACCGAGCUCCGCACCUCCUCCAACGCCUUCAAGCUACGCGGGCGGCUCACGCAGCUCCUCAGCGCCUCCUACGAGCACGAAUCCAAGCAUCAGAUCGACCUCUCCGCAACGAUCGCAUACACCUACGCGCUGUGCAACAGCGGCGCAUGGUUCAAAGCUGCGUGCGCGCAUCAUUCCAUCCGGCGGUGGCUGCAGGACGCGAUUGAGGAUGGCGACAGCGUGUAUUUGGUGACGGGGUACCACACGGUUGUUGAUGCGCGGUUCGGCACAGGGAUGAGCAGCACGAGUACGGAUCGCCAGCAGGUUAGUAUGCCGAUUGAUGCGACGGGGUUGCCGAGCAUGCAGGGGAUGGAUAUGACGGCGGGGGUGGACACGAGCCAUAAGCUGUGUCGCGGGUUCGGGAGGACGUUUGAGGCGCCAGGGGAGCAGGUGUAUGCGGUGCAAUUUCGGAAGGUUGUGUUUAGGUGGUUUAGUAGUAGGAAGAUUGAGAAGGGGAUGCUGAAGGAGAACCAGUGGAGGGUGUAUGCUGGACGGGGACCAGUAGAUAGGUAUGACUCUAAUAGUGAUAGUGAGGAUGAGGAGGAUGCUGUAGAGGCAAGCUUGGGCGGGUUAGAAGGAGAUGACCUGUCGGAUGAUGAUGAUGAUGAUGGGAUUGAUGGAGAAGAGGAGGAUGACGAUCUAGGGGAGACAUGGGUGAGCAAGGAUGAUGAAAGCGUUUGGGUAUUAUAG